This is a messenger RNA of Andrographis paniculata, 2482 nucleotides long. Its product is annotated as calcium-dependent protein kinase 26-like. Gene Ontology annotation, molecular function: ATP binding; calcium/calmodulin-dependent protein kinase activity; calmodulin binding. The record is from RefSeq and is a predicted model, not a curated record. Gene Ontology annotation, biological process: peptidyl-serine phosphorylation; intracellular signal transduction; protein autophosphorylation. The transcript has 10 exons. Lineage: Eukaryota; Viridiplantae; Streptophyta; Magnoliopsida; Lamiales; Acanthaceae. The coding region runs from base 488 to 2176 and encodes 562 amino acids. Gene Ontology annotation, cellular component: cytoplasm; nucleus.
UUAGGGCUUCUUCAGAGAGAAGUCAAACGAUGAGUAGCUAAUUCCUUCGUCUUAUCCACGCGGGCAAUUCGAUUGCGGUGAAUGCACUCAACUGGCAGCACCAGCAACAGUAGGAAAGCGAUGGAUGGAAGAAUGGAAGGAAACCAAAUUAAGAACACUUCGUACAACUGCUCUAGGUUCGAUGGAGUGAGAAUUGCGGAGUUAGAGAGGACGCCGCCGGAGCUGUGGUGGCGCUCUGUAGAUCUUCUUCCUCGAUCGAUCAAUUUCAAUCGUGACCCCAACCAAUCCCCACUUAUUACCCAACCAUAUGUUGGUACACGCGCAUGGUGGUUGCUUCUUGUUUCCCUUUCUUAUUGCCUGUGGUCUUCCUUGGAAAUGGAGGCGCCUUGGAUUUCUGCUCUUUGAUCUCUUGUAGUUAUGGCAUAGUUUGCUUUGCUGCGGACAAAUUAUUGGAUGUGUUGGGAAGGAAGGACAGUGAAGGUGUUUGAUGGGCAAUACAUGCCGCGGAUCAGUCGGAGGCAAACCUUUCCAGGGCUACGCCGAGCCCCAUGAGCAAUCCGGCUCGAAGCACAGGGCAUCAUCCACCCAUUCCAGCUCAAAUUCUUCUGAUAUAUUUUCCCCCAACAGCCUGAUCUCAGGUCAAGAGUUUUCGAGGGAUUCGCAGCCAAACAAGGACAAGGAUCAACUUUUGGCGAAGAAAGAUAGCAUCAUGAACAGGAGCACCACUAACCAAGCUUAUUUUGUGUUGGGUCAUAAAACUGCUAAUAUCAGAGAUCUUUACACACUUGGCCGGAAAUUAGGGCAGGGGCAAUUCGGGACGACUUACCUGUGCACAGAAAUCGCCACAGGCAUUGAUUAUGCUUGUAAAUCUAUUUCGAAGAGGAUGUUGAUUUCAAAAGAGGAUGUUGAGGAUGUCAGGAGGGAGAUUCAGAUAAUGCACCAUUUGGCCGGUCACAAGAAUAUAGUCACCAUUAAGGGAGCUUACGAGGAUAAUCUGUAUGUUCACAUUGUCAUGGAGCUUUGCAAUGGAGGCGAAUUGUUUGAUCGAAUUAUACAGAGGGGGCACUAUAGUGAGCGAAAGGCAGCAGAGCUGACUAAGAUCAUUGUAGGAGUUGUUGAGGCAUGCCAUUCACUUGGAGUUAUGCAUAGAGACCUUAAACCCGAGAAUUUCCUUUUAGUUGAUAAAGAUAAUGAUUUCUCACUAAAAGCUAUAGAUUUCGGACUCUCUGUUUUCUUCAAGCCAGGUCAGAUCUUCACGGAUGUGGUUGGAAGCCCGUACUAUGUGGCGCCUGAGGUUCUUUUGAAACAUUAUGGCCCAAAGGCUGAUGUAUGGACAGCAGGGGUCAUUCUGUACAUAUUGUUGAGCGGCGUUCCUCCGUUUUGGGCAGAAACUCAGCAGGGAAUAUUUGAUGCUGUUUUAAAAGGACACAUUGAUUUUGAUUCUGACCCAUGGCCGCUGAUAUCAGAAAGUGCCAAGGAUCUCAUUCGAAAGAGCUUAUGUAUGCAGCCUUCGGAGCGGCUAACUGCACAUGAAGUACUAUGUCAUCCUUGGAUAUGUGAAAAUGGUGUGGCACCUGACAGAGCUCUCGAUCCAGCUGUGCUCUCCCGUCUCAAACAAUUCUCUGCAAUGAAUAAAUUGAAGAAAAUGGCUUUAAGGUUUAUAGCUGAAAGCUUGUCGGAAGAGGAGAUUGCGGGCUUGAGAGAGAUGUUUCAGGCCAUGGAUACUGACAACAGCGGAGCGAUCACAUUUGAUGAGCUUAAAGCCGGUUUACGAAAAUAUGGCUCCACGUUAAAGGAUACAGAAAUACGCGAUCUUAUGGAUGCGGCUGAUGUAGACAACAGUGGAACUAUCGACUACGGAGAAUUUAUAGCAGCAACGAUCCAUUUGAAUAAACUCGAACGCGAGGAACAUCUUUUGGCGGCUUUUCAUUAUUUUGACAAGGAUGGCAGUGGUUACAUUACAGUUGAUGAACUUCAACAGGCUUGUGCUGAACAUGGCAUGACAGAUGUUUUGAUUGAAGACAUUAUCAAAGAAGUUGAUCAGGAUAAUGAUGGAAGAAUCGAUUAUGGCGAAUUCGCCGCCAUGAUGACGAAAGGCAAUCCGGGCAUUGGAAGACGAACAAUGCGAAAGAGCUUGAAAAUCAGCAUGAGAGAUGCUCCUCCGGAAGCGCUCUAGAUUUCCGACUUUAUGUUAACAGAUUAUAUACACUAUACACUGGAGAUGAUGCUGUGGCUAAAAGCAAAGAAACUUCAUGUAUUGGCAGUGGUACGGCGAUCAAAACCUGGUUCUGAGUUAUUUGAGCUAUGUUACAGUAUAACUUGUGUAUUCCAAAACUUACCUGCAAUGUUGUAUUGCAUAUAAUAACAAAUUCAACAGUUCGCUAGCUUAGAUCAGUUAUUCUUCUUCCACACUUGUCGAUCUUAGAAACGGUGCAUGUGAUUAUCUUCCUGCAUCUAUGGCUACCUUUUUUCAUUUUCGCAA